Messenger RNA from Lagopus leucura (white-tailed ptarmigan), 561 nucleotides. RefSeq names its product serine/threonine-protein kinase receptor R3-like. The transcript has 2 exons. Lineage: Eukaryota; Metazoa; Chordata; Aves; Galliformes; Phasianidae. Gene Ontology annotation, cellular component: BMP receptor complex; plasma membrane. Gene Ontology annotation, molecular function: SMAD binding; transforming growth factor beta receptor activity, type I; ATP binding. Gene Ontology annotation, biological process: heart development; transforming growth factor beta receptor signaling pathway; angiogenesis. The record is from RefSeq and is a predicted model, not a curated record. The coding region runs from base 7 to 408 and encodes 133 amino acids.
GCCGUCAUGCACUCUCAGGGCAGCGACUACCUGGACAUCGGCCACAACCCUCGCGUGGGCACGAAGCGCUACAUGGCGCCGGAGGUGCUGAGCGAGCAGAUCCGCACCGACUGCUUCGAGUCCUACAAGAAAACGGACAUCUGGGCCUUCGGCCUGGUGCUGUGGGAGAUCGCGCGGCGCACGGCCGUCAAUGGCAUGGUGGAGGAGUACCGCCCGCCCUUCUUCGAUGCGGUGCCCAGCGAUCCCAGCUUCGAGGACAUGAAGAAGGUGGUGUGCAUCGAGCAGAGGACCCCCACGGUGCCCAACCGCCUCUUCUCCGACCCGGUGAGACUUCGGACCCCCCUGGGGGGCAAUGGGGACACGAACCCAGGUGGCGCUGGGGACGCUGGCAGCAGAGGGACCCCCUAAAAUUGCCCCCCAAACCCUUUGGGGAACCACAGCACACUGUUCCCCCCAAAAGGCUCUCGCCCCACGGCUGGGGGGUCUGCAUGCAGCAGGGUUGUGCCCCCAGGACCCCCCAUCCCUCCUUUGCACCUCAGGACCUCCCAUCCCACCUCUUUU